Ambispora gerdemannii is the source of this 342-nucleotide messenger RNA. NCBI's taxonomy places the organism in Eukaryota, Fungi, Glomeromycota, Glomeromycetes, Archaeosporales, Ambisporaceae. The record is from the annotation of a GenBank genome assembly.
AUGCCCGUCCUCAUUGUUAGUCCCGACACAGUUUGGGUCGACCAGCACGGUAUCGCCGCCUAUAACGCCGUCAUGGACCACUUUGCCACCCACGGACUUGCCCCGAAUCAACGCAGGGACGAAAACUCGCGUUGCAUUUUCCAUUUUAGGACAAAAGCUGAGCUCUACACAGUGCGUGAUGCUAUCCAUAAUCUCGCUCCUAAUGCCUUCUGCAUUCCGCCCUCCCUCCGUGCUCAGCAUCCCAAUGCUCAACAGGUACCCGUGGGGAUAGCGUGGAUUGUUUCGAAAGUGGGAGUGCGCGACAGCGAUUUCGGAGAAGAUGUUAAUUUCUUUCAUAUUUGA